AUGGGGCUGGUGAAGACAGCUCAAAAAGUUGGAUGGAGCACUGCUCGGGAUUACUACACAUUUUUAUGGUCUCCUAUGCCUGAGCAUUAUGUGGAAGGAUCAACAGUCAACUGUGCACUAGCAUUUCAAGGAUAUUACCUUCCAAAUGAUGAUGGAGAAUUUUAUCAGUUCUGUUACGUCACCCAUAAGGGUGAAAUUCGUGGAGCAAGCACUCCUUUCCAGUUUCGAGCUGCUUCUCCCGUUGAAGAGCUGCUUACUAUGGAAGAUGAAGGGAAUUCUGAUAUGUUGGUAGUGACCACAAAAGCUGGCCUUCUUGAGCUGAAAAUUGAGAAGACCCUGAAAGAAAAAGAAGACUUGUCAAAGUUGAUAGCUGUUCUUGAAAAAGAAACAGCACAGCUGAGAGAACAAGUUGGAAGAAUGGAGAGAGAACUGAGUCACGAGAAAGGACGGUGUGAGCAGCUGCAGGCGGAGCAGAAGGACCUCCUUGAAGUAUCACAAGGUUUGAGAGCGGAAAAUGAGGAGUUUAUGAAGAGAUUCAGCGACGCUGCAUCUAAAGCCCAGCAGCUUGAAGAAGACAUUGUGUCAGUGACGCAGAAAGCGAUUGAAAAGGAAACAGAGUUAGACAGUUUGAAGGAUAAACUCAGGAAGGCACAGCAUGAAAGAGAACAGCUUGACUGUCAGCUGAAGACGGAAAAGGACGAGAAGGAGCUUUAUAAGGCCCAUUUGAAGAAUACAGAAAUAGAAAAUACCAAGCUUGUGUCAGAGAUACAGACUCUAAAGAAUUUGGAUGGAAACAAAGAGAGCAUGAUUACUCAUCUCAAAGAAGAGGUUGGCAAACUGCAGAUGUGUUUGACUGAAAAGGAAAACUUGCAUAGGGCUCUCCUGCUUACAACCUCAAAUAAAGAAGAUACAUUAUUUUUAAAAGAGCAGCUUCGUAAAGCAGAGGAACAAGUCCAGGCAACUCGGCAAGAAGCUGUCUUUCUGGCUAAAGAACUCAGCGAUGCUGUGAAUGUGCGAGAUAAAACAAUGGCAGAUCUCCACACUGCACGCUUAGAAAACGAGAGAGUGAAAAAGCAGCUGGCUGAGGCACUGGCAGAACUUCAGUUAAAUGCUGUGAAAAAAGAUCAGGAAAAGACUGAUACACUGGAACAUGAACUGAGAAGAGAGGUUGAAGAUCUGAAACUUCGGCUUCAGAUGGCUGCAGAUCAUUACAAAGAAAAGUUUAAGGAAUGCCAGAGGCUCCAAAAACAAAUAAACAAGCUUUCAGACCAGUCAGCCAGUACUAAUAGUGUCUUCACAAAGAGGAUCGGGAAUCAGCAGAAAGUGAAUGAUGCUUCAAUGAACACAGACCUGGUCGCUUCCCCUUCUGCUGUGGAUAUAAAGCCCGCAGUGUCUUCUGCAGAGACAGAUUUUGACACAUCAGCAACAAAGGACCAUGUAUGUGAAAUGACCAAAGAAAUUGCUGAGAAAACUGAAAAGUAUAAUAAAUGUAAACAACUCUUACAGGAUGAAAAAACCAAAUGCAAUAGAUAUGCUGAUGAACUUGCAAAAAUGGAGCUGAAGUGGAAAGAACAAGUGAAAAUUGCUGAAAAUGUCAAACUUGAGCUAACUGAAGUAGAGGACAGCUACAAACUACAAUUGGCAGAGAAAGACAAAGAAAUAAAUGGCCUGGCUUCUCAUUUGGAAACUCUCUCAAGGGAGAAGGAACUUAAAAGGAGUUUAGAAGAUCAAAAAGGAAGGAAAAUGGAAGGUCAGAGCCCUCAACAAGUCUCGAGGUGUCUCAACACAUGCUCUGAGCAAAAUGGGCUCAUUCCUACCCUGUCAAGUGCACAGCCAGUUCUGCAGUAUGGUAAUCCUUACACAGCGCAGGAAACAAGAGAUGGAGCAGAUGGUGCUUUUUAUCCAGAUGAAAUCCAGAGGCCACCUGUGCGAGUCCCAUCUUGGGAAGACAAUGUUGUCUGUAGCCAGCCUGCUCGAAACCUUAGCCGGCCGGAUGGCUUAGAAGACCCUGAGGACAGCAGAGAAGAUGAGAAUGUGCCCCUUCCUCCUGAUCCAGCAAGUCAGCAUUUACGUGGUCAUGGGGCAGGCUUUUGCUUUGAUUCCAGCUUUGAUGUUCACAAGAAGUGUCCCCUCUGUGAACUGAUGUUCCCUCCUAACUAUGAUCAGAGCAAAUUUGAAGAACAUGUUGAAAGCCACUGGAAGGUGUGCCCAAUGUGCAGCGAGCAGUUCCCGCCUGACUACGACCAGCAGGGCUUUGAAAGGCAUGUGCAGACCCAUUUUGAUCAGAACGUUCUAAACUUCGACUAGCUUUUAUUAGUAGUAAGCUUUAGCAGCUACAAAACAAAAACAGAAAGCUCUUACGUAGAGACUAAGGAAACUACCAGGUGUCACUUUUAUGUUCCCUCCUUUACACUUUUCUGAUUGAGAACCUCUUUUGAGUAUGGUGUCACUAGGGCCAGGGUAUAGCUUUGACUACAGUAAAUACAGUUUUAAUCUCUGUUAAUUUUGUCUGCUUUAAGAAAAGUUCUUGUAUGUUUAUAUCUUCAUUUACCCCCUAGUUAGACAAAGUGUACGAAGCAGCACACAGGAAUUAUUUUGAUGUUACUGAACUGAAAACACACACACAUCUGUACCAGCUGUGGCUCACUUAGCACAGCCAGACUUUAAGUUUCUGUUCGCCUCGGCGAUUCAGCAUGGCGACUACUAUGUAAUAAAAGCACUGAGCACAACA
Molecule: messenger RNA, 2731 nt
Organism: Acomys russatus (golden spiny mouse)
Lineage: Eukaryota; Metazoa; Chordata; Mammalia; Rodentia; Muridae
Gene: Tax1bp1
Product: Tax1 binding protein 1
Exons: 17
Coding region: 1-2307 (768 amino acids)
Biological process (GO): negative regulation of apoptotic process
Source: RefSeq, a predicted model, not a curated record